Messenger RNA from Struthio camelus australis, 246 nucleotides. The record is from RefSeq and is a predicted model, not a curated record. Lineage: Eukaryota; Metazoa; Chordata; Aves; Struthioniformes; Struthionidae.
AUGACAAAACUGCAAAUGGGCAGCCCCAAAGAGAGGAGGAACAAGCUGGAAAGUCGACAGGAGGAAGCCGCGUGUGGACCGGGUGCUCCCCACUCUGGGGGCUCCAGCGUACCAGGACUGGGUGCUCCCCACUCUGGGGGCUCUGGAGUGCCAGGACCAGGAGCUCCUGGGGCAGGAUCCGUCCCUCCGCGGCGGGGAGGGUGCGGGAGGCAGGCUGGGCUCAGCCCGGGACAGUGCCGAUCCUAG